CUGAGGUCUGUGAGAGGGAAGUGGUAAACGCUUAUGAGUGUAUUUAAACUUUACUUCUGCAUGAGCAUUAUCCACUCUCAGUAGACUGAAUGUGACUCUCAUCAUGUACCUGAUUCAAGACAUCAUCCUGCUGCUACUCAGCAUCAGUCUAGUUCAGAGUCUUUCCAUAAAGGUAUUGGCUGACAUGACCUCUGGAAAGACUGAUAACAGCAUUGACCAGGAUUAUUUCUCUGUAUCUGCCAUAAUUGAAAGAGCCAACAAGAAUAUGGGAAAGUCAAAGGAUGGGUUUAUCAUUAUACAAGGUGACAUAGCGGUGUACACUGGGCUCCAGAAUGCAGAUCCAUGUACUUCUCGUGGGUGCAAAUGGCGCAAGGGCAGGGAUGGGAAGGUUAAAGUGCCCUACGUCAUUUCUCAGCAGUAUUCACCCUCUGAAAGAGGUGUUAUACAGCGUGCACUGAGGUCCUUUGAAAAUUCAACCUGUGUCCAAUUCCAGCUUCGCACCAAUGAAGAAGACUAUGUUGAUAUACUCUCAGACAAUGGGUGCUACUCUUUUGUGGGUCGCAGAGGUGGAAGGCAGGUUGUGUCCCUACAACGAAAUGGCUGUGUUUACCAUCACACUGUCCAACAUGAGCUUCUUCAUGCUCUGGGCUUUAAUCAUGAGCAGACUCGUAGUGACCGCGACAAUCAUGUCAGAAUCCUAUUGCAAAAUGUUAUACGUGGACAAGAACACAAUUUUGAUAAAAUCAACACCAACAAUUUGAACACUCCAUAUGACUACAAUUCUGUCAUGCACUAUUCAAGGUUUGCUUUCUCCAGCAACAGGCAGCCAACCAUCAUCCCUAUACCAGACAAUAACGUUCCCAUUGGACGUGCCACUGAGAUGAGCCUUAAUGAUAUUCUACGGAUUAACAGGCUCUACGACUGCCGUUAAACGAGCUACUCUUAACAUCACCAGUGUAUUUAAAAUACCUAAAAUGCUUUUAGAAACUGUUUGCAACAAUUUUGAAGUCUCUGCUCUUGAUGUAGUCUGAUGGUGUUUCCCCCCUCAAAUUUCAGAAAUUAAAAAGAAAAAAAAAGUUUUGCAAAAGCA
Molecule: messenger RNA, 1090 nt
Organism: Neoarius graeffei (lesser salmon catfish)
Lineage: Eukaryota; Metazoa; Chordata; Actinopteri; Siluriformes; Ariidae
Product: high choriolytic enzyme 1-like
Exons: 8
Coding region: 104-931 (275 amino acids)
Biological process (GO): proteolysis
Molecular function (GO): zinc ion binding; metalloendopeptidase activity
Source: RefSeq, a predicted model, not a curated record